This is a messenger RNA of Pyrenophora tritici-repentis Pt-1C-BFP, 651 nucleotides long. Lineage: Eukaryota; Fungi; Ascomycota; Dothideomycetes; Pleosporales; Pleosporaceae. The record is from RefSeq and is a predicted model, not a curated record.
AUGACAAACAGCACGCCUACCUCUCCAAAAAUCACACCCAUAAACGCCACCGAUACCGAAACUCGCUCCAUUAAACUCUCACCAACACCAUCCCCAUCACGCCCACCAUACUCCCAGCGCCUCACCGACCUCUUUACCGACUACGCCUCAGUCCUGGACACCACCCGCGGUCCCCUCCGCACAACCUCCGACGGCAACCUCAUUGCAGAAGUAUCCGGCGACUGGCUCGUCCUCGCCACGCCCCCACACUCAGCCGACGACCGCGAACUCGCGCUCCUCAAAAAACCCCAACCCGCGACCAAACUACCCACCCUCUGGAUGCCCGAGUGCAAAAACGGCGCCACUGCUUUCGAUAACCCGCGCACCCGCAAACCGCUCGCUAGGCUUUUGAGGAAUAAGUGGACUGGGUCUGAUAGGCCGCCUGCUGUGGAGCCCAAGACGAAUAGGGAGGAGGUGAGGGAGGAGGCGGCGAAGGCGCUGGUGGGGAAGGGGGAGAGGGUAGAUGAGGGGUUGUUGGGGAGGAUUAAAGAGGAGUUUGAUACGCAGAUGAGGGAGGAGUUGGGGAUACAUUGGUAUGAGAGGGCGGUUGUUGGAUUGGUUUCGAGAGAGGAGGUGUUGAGGGUUGUGGCGGGGUUGGGGAUGGAGACGUGA